AUGAAGGCGACUUUUGCUGUAGCCGCCGUUGCGGCCCUUGCUGGGGGUGUUUCUGCCGGUAGCAUCCACCACCGACACGCUCACGAUGCCCACCGUGCCCUCCAGAAGAAGAGCUACGAGAGCGCUAACGCCACCUGUGGAUGCACCACCAUCUACAGCACCUACUACGGUGAAGCCACUCUCUCCUUCCCUCCGGUCCCGACCUCCACGCCUGCUCCCCCGCCGGUCACCGAGUCGUCGACCGCUGUUGUCGUCCCGACGCCCGUCCCUCACUCCGUCACGUCGACUGGUGUUUACACCUUCCCUGCCACCACCAUCACCCUGACCGAGUCAACCACCGUCUGCGGUGCUACCAGCACUGGCGUCCCCAGUGGUACUCACACUCUCGGUGGUGUUACAACCAUCGUCAGCACUGCGACCACUGUCACUUGCCCGUACGCCACGGUCUCUACGAGCGGAAGUGUCACCACCAGCGUUAUCGAGACUACCACUUACGUCUGCCCGUCCGCUGGUACCUACACCAUCGCUCCCACCACCACGACAGUCAGCGAAUCCACCACUGUCACGGUCCCCGUUGUCACCAGCUACCCCCCUGGAACGUACACCCAGCCUGAGGUUGUGACCACCAUCACCGAGACCAGCACUGUUGUCUACUGCCCGUUCAACGUUCCCACCCCGUCUGCCUCGACCACCGAGAUUCCGGCUGCUCCUACCUACCCCGCCGUCACCGUCUCCGCCCCGGUCAUCCCUACACCGUCUACCUACCCUACUCCUUCCUCUUCUAAGCCCAAGCCUACCGGUGGCCUUGGUGGUGCCGCUGGCAAGCCAUGGGGUAUCUCUUACACCCCCUAUGAGACCAGCGCCGAGGGUGGCUGCAAGAGCGCUUCCCAGGUUGAGCAGGACAUUGCUGCUAUCGCCGCUUCUGGCAUCAAGACCGUCCGUGUUUACUCCACUGACUGCGAUACUCUUCCCAACGUCGGUAGCGCUUGCGCCAAGCACGGUGUCAAGAUGAUCCUCGGUAUCUUCAUUGACUCUCCCGGUUGCUCCGCCAGCCACCCCAGUGUUGCUGAGCAGAUCAGCGCCAUCAAGAGCUGGGCCAAGUGGGAGCUUGUUGACCUCAUCUCUGUCGGUAACGAGGCUAUCUUCCACGGUUACUGCCAGCCUUCCGAGCUUGCCUCCCUCAUCUCUGAGUGCAAGAGCCAGUUCGGUGGCUACAGCGGUCAGUACACCACUGCCGAGACUGUCAACAUCUGGCAGCAGAGCGAUGUCGCCGGUGCCCUUUGCGGUGCCGUUGAUGUGACCGGUGCUAACGCUCACGCUUUCUUCAACACCGAGACCGAUGCUUCCCAGGCUGGUCAAUUCGUUAAGGGUCAGCUCAAGAUCGUUAACGAUAUCUGCCCGGGUAAGGAGGGUAUCAUCCUUGAGACCGGUUGGCCUUCUAAGGGUAACCCCAUGGGUCUUGCCAUCCCGGGUGAGUCUGAGCAGCUUACUGCCAUCAAGAGCAUCGUCGAGGAAUGCGGUGACAAGGCUGUCCUCUUCAGCUUGACCUCCGACCAAUGGAAGAGCCCUGACUCUCCUUGCGCUUGCGAGCAGUUCUUCGGCUGUGCCAACGUUCUCGGCAUCAGCAUCUAA
Molecule: messenger RNA, 1632 nt
Organism: Hypoxylon trugodes
Lineage: Eukaryota; Fungi; Ascomycota; Sordariomycetes; Xylariales; Hypoxylaceae
Product: glycoside hydrolase family 17 protein
Exons: 2
Coding region: 1-1632 (543 amino acids)
Biological process (GO): cell wall organization
Cellular component (GO): extracellular region; fungal-type cell wall; cell surface
Molecular function (GO): 1,3-beta-glucanosyltransferase activity; glucan endo-1,3-beta-D-glucosidase activity
Source: RefSeq, a predicted model, not a curated record